UAUUGUUUGUUAUAGUUGCUUUAGUACAUCGCUUAGUGUCUUUCGUGUAUUUUCGUAUUUCUAGACUUGUGUUAUUACUUUUUGUUGCCUUCGUUUUGGUUUUCUAUUUGCACUACCUAGUGUUAGUUUUGUGUUUUCGCUUGGUUUUCUGAUUGGUUUGCUUAUCAUUGCCCCUUCCUUUAUCUUUCAUGAGUCGAGGGUCUACCGGAAACAGACUCUCUGCCUUCUUAAAGAUAGGGGUAAGGUAUGCGUAUACACUACUCUCCCCAAACCCUACUUGUGGACAUACACUGGGUUUGUUGUUGAUUAUAUAUAUAUAUAUAAAGAGAGAGAUUGUAGGGUAAACCAGGCGUUGUAAUGGCAGCAACAUUAGUAAUGGUGGUGAGCCUCGCAAUAGUUUUAGGCCUCGUCUUAGUUCUACUUGCUGAGCUCUACUGCUCACUCUUAAUUCGUCAAGGACGACAGCUCCAAAAGACACCUCUGAAUUCCACCACCUCCGCUACUGCGGCCCAAAGCUCCAAGGAACCACCCCGGCAACAACAAAACCAUUCAACUGCUUCAACUCUCAGUGACUUCUAUGCGCAAGGGGUUCUUCAUGCUCCUAGAAACUUUCUCAUCCCUGCAGUUACUCGCAACGACAAGUUCGACCUUGAAAUGCAAAGCUCUCCGCAAGUCUCCUCCAUUCAUCAUCAAGUUGGGCUUAUUUUUUCUUCACCACAUUCCCAUCCCUUCAUUUCGAAUUUAUCCCCUAAACUAGUCCAUCAAUUUCCACUCCAGUGCAGCACUAGUAGUGACAUUGAAGGAGUUGACGGUGGUGCUACAAAGAAGCAAUUAGUAUACAUAUCCAAUCCCAUUUACGAUAACGAAGCCUGCAGGCCUAGCAGAGGUGAUACCCUAUUUGAAACGCCUGAUUCAUUGCCUUCACGUCUCGAAAAAAUUCAUUCUUCUGGGAAAGACGACAAUGGUAGUGGCCAAUCAUCAUUAUCUAGUCCCUCUUCACUCCCAUUAACUCCAAUGAAGAAACUUCCAGCUGUGGCAUGUUCAGUUUCACUAAGAGAUGCUAGGUCACUCGGCACUUCUGGAACUUCCAACAGUAACAACACUUCGUUAUCCUCAGGAUCUCCUUACACUUCUCCUUCAUGGUGAAUUUCAAAAACUAGUUUAGGUAGUUCAUGUUAUAGAAUGCGGUCAUUCAUUAGGCCUUUGUUCUAAUGCUAUUUUGCCGUCUUGCGAGCUGCACUAGUGUGUGGUUAAUUAGUUUUGGGUAGUAUUAGUUGUCAAUAUUGUAACAGGGAUGCAAAAGAGUGCUGACAAAGACUAAUAUUAGACUCAUUGGAAACUUACAAAGUUUGAGGCGUGUUAAUGGGGGCGCUUAAACCAAGUUCAUGCCUAAGUGUUCCUUUCUGCUUUCUU
Molecule: messenger RNA, 1413 nt
Organism: Nicotiana attenuata
Lineage: Eukaryota; Viridiplantae; Streptophyta; Magnoliopsida; Solanales; Solanaceae
Exons: 1
Coding region: 358-1146 (262 amino acids)
Source: RefSeq, a predicted model, not a curated record